Trichomonas vaginalis G3 is the source of this 189-nucleotide messenger RNA. Its product is annotated as Chain e 40s Ribosomal Protein S30. Gene Ontology annotation, biological process: translation. Lineage: Eukaryota; Parabasalia; Trichomonadida; Trichomonadidae. Gene Ontology annotation, molecular function: structural constituent of ribosome. The record is from RefSeq and is a predicted model, not a curated record. The transcript has a single exon. Gene Ontology annotation, cellular component: ribosome; cytosolic small ribosomal subunit. Bases 1 to 189 code for a protein of 62 amino acids.
AUGGGUAAAGUCCACGGUUCCCUUGCUCAGGCAGGCAAAGUUCGUUCUAACACACCAAAGGUCCCAAAGAUGGAUAAGCCAAAGGAAGUCCGCGGCCGUGCUCGUCUGCGCAAGAUCUACAACCAGCGCUUCCUUGCUGUUAACCCAGAUGCUAAGCGCAAGACAGGUCCAAACUCACAAUCUCAGUAA